This is a messenger RNA of Myxocyprinus asiaticus (Chinese sucker), 4298 nucleotides long. RefSeq names its product cdc42 effector protein 1-like. Lineage: Eukaryota; Metazoa; Chordata; Actinopteri; Cypriniformes; Catostomidae. The record is from RefSeq and is a predicted model, not a curated record. The coding region runs from base 2307 to 3383 and encodes 358 amino acids. The transcript is spliced from 3 exons.
ACCCUGUGGCUGUAUGCAAAUGCUAUUAAAAGUAAGAAUGAAUGUUGUGAGGUGGUUGUGAAUGUGUUGCAGCAACCCAAUGUUGGCAGUAAAAGCGUCUGGCUCAAGAUUCAGGGUGUGUCCGUGGUCAAACGGACUUUGAGAAAAAAAACUGCAGCUGGAGGAUGGAAAAAAGGAACGGUUGGUAAGUCUCAUAAGAUCACAGGCAUCUGGGUGGAGACAUCGAUUUCAAAUGAAACAGAGAGACUGUGAGAAAGAAGAUUAAACCUUGAAACACUGGAAUAGUAUGUGUGAGAGAGAGUGAGAGAGAGAGAGAGUAAAGGAGAAAUAAUGAUGCAAGCGAAAGAAAAGAAACUGAGAAUGUGGGACUGUAAUUUUGUCCUCGCUGUGGGAGUCUUCAAUCCAUCGUCCAAAUCCUCAAAACUAUUUUCUUUUCUAUCAAAGUUCCUCCUCAGGCAGAGACUGUUUGACUUGGAAAUGAAAGCAGUAACAGAGCGGAAGAGAGGAUAAAAAAGAAAAAGAAGGAAAUGGAGCAUGUGUGAAUUUGAUGCCAAUUCCUCCACGCUUGUACAGCAAAGACUUUCACAAGUGCAGAUUUUUAUAUUCGUGCCCGUCGAAACUCCCACCUCAUCGAGCGCGUGCCCGUCCUCACGGAUGCGCGCAGUGUGGCGUGAGAAGUUUCAUGUCGUGUGUGAAGUUUAUUCAUCAAAAACAAUCAUCUGAAACUCUGAUUUUAUCCUGUCUUUGAGGACAUUUGUUGUAGCAUGAAAAGAAAAGGCUGACUGUCAGACGACUAAAUGGAUUGAGACUCUCCAGUGAAAUAAAGAGUAAGAGAAGUGAGAGGAACAGAGAGAGAGAAGGAGAAUAAUCCAUCUAAUCCAGAGCAAUCCCGGCUGAUCAAACCUUCUGCAGCCACAGACAAAACACAGCAGGAUUACAUGUGCGCUAGCUGCUGAUGAGCUUUAGCGGGUUUGUUUUAGGGGCAAUAGACACUGACUGUCAGUGGUGGGCUCUGUAAACACUAAACCAACACAUCAGAGGACAGACAAGUGGACGUCAGGUGGACUGUAGGACACACUGUUGGACAGAACUCCAGGAAAAGGACCGUUUGGACUCUAUCGGCACUGUACAUAUGAACUUCACAAUCCUGGAGCAACAACGCUCAACUUUUGGUGUGGAAGACGUUUAAGUUGUUUUAGAAAUAUGCGUAAGACAUCUUGAUGAUGUAAACUGAUGUUUGUAAAAAGCUAAAUGAAAUGGCUAAAUUCUGCCAUGUGUAAAUCUAAUGAACUUAUCUCAAAACUGGGGCUUUGGAGGAAUUUGGCGAUUUUUGUUUUUAAAGGCUGGUGAGGUGUUAGAAACGUUUUGAAGACAUUUCGUGGAUCACAGCUGAGCAAGGAACCCAUUUAUUUUCUGUUAGUUGGAGAGAGUUGGAGUUAUGUACUCAUUAAAAGGUGUUUAAACUCCUUGGAAAUCCUAUUAGACUUCAACGGGUUAUUAAUAAACUCUUGGUUGGGUUGGGCAGCACAAGCAGAGCCGCUCAGAGCCGCUCGCUCAUAAACUGAUAGAACAAACACCAGAAGACACGCUUGUAUCUCUGCAUUAACAGCCAUUUAAAAAAACAAUCAUGUAUUUGAAUCUAGUAUUAGUAGAUCUGAUGUAAUCGGUAUUUAGCUAGCUGAGCAAUGGCGCUUGUACCAGCACUGCUGACGUUUCUCACCAAGUUUAUUAUAAUGAUGGCCAUUUCGUUUUUUGAAUGAAGUGUAAAGAAACUCUAAAUAACAGAGUUCUUGCAGGAUAUAAUUAAUCUGAGAACUUAAAUUGUUCUUUUAAUCAGAUUCAAUCAGACAUUUCAGUUACGAAAAUUCAUAUCAUGUUUGCUUAGCUUCCACUGCUGUCAUAUUCUCUUGCACCAUCGUUUGAAUUCAUUUACCUUUAUGCAGUAUUAUACUAGCAUUAGGGCUUCUGAUAUUUUUUGAUGCAUUUGUCUGAAUUUUUGCGAUUUGUGUUCAUUAGAUAUGUUGAGCACAUCAUAAUAGCCUAUCUUCAGUCAAAUUAAGAUAUUUCUGGACAGUUUUUCCACUAGUGAUUUUUCUUUCUCUGUUGAUCUUUUUGAAGGAUUAAACAUAAUUUUUUUUUCAUCUAUUAAUUAUUUAUACUGCAGUAUUUGCGCCUGACUUUGAAAUUUGAGGAACGCAACGUAACAUCUUCAGACAAACUUUUGACUGUUUUUCUACCAUUACUUUUUUUUGCUCUUUUUUGGGGGGUUGUUGCCUUCUGGAUCUAUUUUAAGAAUUAUUUUGAAUAUGAGUUUGGGAAAGUUGCCUGCGAUUAAAGGACUGCUCUCCACGAACAAUAAACGGCGCUUUAAAAGCGAGCUAUCCGUGGACAUGAUCAGUCCGCCACUCGAGGACUUCCGACACACUAUGCACGUUGGCCGCGGUGGCGACGUCUUCGGUGACACAUCGUUUCUGAGCAACUACGGAGGUUCAACGAACGAUGAAGGAUCAGGGAACCCAGAUGAGUCACCGUCCGGUUCAAAAACAACAAGAUUUCUCUCGCGCACACUACGACACGUACGGAAAAACCCAGCGGCCCGGCUGAGAGGAGGGUCACGUGACUUCUCUUCCCCUCCCCCGCCAAUAUCACCCAUCAUUAAAAACGCCAUCUCUCUGCCUCAGCUGAACCUGGACACUUCCAACGGCAGCCAGAAGAGGGCGCUGCUGCCCAUCUCCAUCAGUUCACCUGAUCAGCCGCUCUGCUCGUACAGCCUUCAUUCUGGUUUUGUCACACUGCCUCGCUUUUGCCGGCUUGAUCAAAAUUUUGAAGAAACAUCUGGAACGCUCUGCGCAGAUUACAGACUACUAGAGAACGGUGACCUGGCGCGUUCUGACUCGCUCACCUCCUUCACAGUGGACCUCGGUCCCUCCCUCAUGAGUGAAGUUCUGCAGUUGAUUGACAACUCCAGCAGCCUCUUUAGUAUUAGUAAGAACUGGGAGAGAGAGGAAGAGGAGGAAGAGUCAAGCUCUAUGUUUGAGAUGGAGAGCCCAUCCAUCUCUUCUGUAGACAGUGUGAGGAUGUGUGUGAGCAACAGUGGGCUCCCCGACACUUUACAUGAGACUCAGCAGGAACAUGAUGAUGAUGAAGUUUGUAAACAGACAAUGAUAGAUACAUCACUCAGGUGUCCAAUCAGAGCAGAGGUGAGUAUGGAGCCCAGGAGGUUCCAGCAGGCUGCUAACGCGCUGGUGCGUCACUUUGGAGGUGGCAGCAGUCUCUUAAAGGAGCAGCAGCGAUCUGAAGAAGAUAAUAACAGGCCUUCAUCAUUCAGCCACAGGAGGGCGCCACACUCCUUCCCUGAGACAGAAGAAGAAAUCAAAGUGUAAAGUACACAAUAUGAGAACAGUCAACUAACCAGACAGAUUUUUAAAAACAAAAACAAAAGUGUCUUGAAUCAAGUUUUUUUUUUUUACACAGUUUCUUUAAACUUACAUAAGUUUGGGAGAUCUGAAAUAAGAAUCUGUGGAGAAUUGUUUUGACAUGACAGAUACAAGGACCUGAAAGAGACAUGCUGUUAUCACAAGUCUUUUUCUAAGCACUCUAGAUUCUAUUCUUGUCUUAAAAGUCAUGUUAUAGUUCAAGUUUAAACUCUUCAUUUGUCUACAACUGAACUGUGGAAUCAAAGGUUUAUAAUGGAUGUAUUUUCUGUACAUUUGAUACUGAUGUUCUUAGCAGGUGAUUUCUCUUAUAAAAUAAAGGGCAAUUUUACCAGGAAACCAGUCAAAGGUUUGGACACACUUAAAUUAAUUUAUGAUUCUUAGAUGAAAGCUGAACCACAAGCCUCUAAAGAUUUACUUUUAUAACCAGUAUAUAAUCUUGAAUAUAAUUUUAAACCCAUUAUUGCCCAGAUUUGUCCCAGAGAUUACUUAACAUUUUUAGAGUUUUUUUAGUGACCGGUGGGCACAUAUAUAUGCAUAGAUUGAGAUAAUAUUGCGCGCUGGACACUUUCAAACUGAAGCUUACUUAUAGUUGCCUCUGCAUAUUAAGAUGGGAUAUUAUAAAGUAUUUUAACACUGAAAACUUUACAUGCUAUAGCAGUGAAAGCAAUAUAAUCAUUUCUAAUAUUUUUGUUAUUACAAUGUAAUUUGAUAAAUGAAUGAUUAAAUCAUUUAUAAACUGUAACCUGUCCAGUUUUAUAAUUGCUGCUUAAGGAUUAAUCCGUAUGAACAAGCACAUAUGUGUAGGCUUAAUUUAUUUCAAUGACAAAUGUAAUUAAGGUUAGAUUUUAAUGUAUUGUAGGA